AUGACUGAAAUCAACGAAAACCUCGUUAAUAACUAUAUGUAUCAUGGACGUCGAACAAUUAUCAAAGAAUUUUUUUCUAACACAUCUAUUCAUGGAUUACCAUCUAUUGCCAAAAGUCAUAAUUUAAAAAAUUGUCUAUUUUGGACAAUUGCAUUUUUAAUAUUUACAGGUUUAAUGAUUUAUUUUAUUAUACUAACAAUUUUAGACUAUCUUAAAUACACAACGCAAACAAAGGUUAAAAUAAUAAAUGAAUGGCCAAUGCACUAUCCGGCAUUCACUAUUUGUCCAGCGAGUCCAUAUCGUUCUGAUUUAUUUGAAGAACCAUUUCUUAAUUAUACAAAUUCUUCGGUAUUUUUACCUAGCGCGAAUUUAGGCAAUAAUAUUAAUCAAUUUGCAAUUGACAUGAUUAACAUUGGAGGAAUGGAAAAACUAACCGAAUAUGCAUUUUUAUUGAGUGAUAUGUUGAUUAGUUGUACGUAUAACGGGUUUAAAUGUAAUGAAUCCGAUUUUAUUUGGUUUGCAUCAGCCUCAUACGGUAUAUGUUACACGUUUAAUGCUAAAACAGCAAAUAAAAGUAUCCUUUACACAAAUACUAACGGUGGUCAAGGUCUUUUGGAACUAGAACUUUAUGUUCAUGAAAAUAUUUAUGUGGAUUAUGUCACAGAUUCUGUUGGAAUUGUUACAAUGAUUCACGACAAUACUCAGAUGCCACAAGUUGAAUUUGGUGGAAUUGCAUUAUCACCAGGUCGAAAACACAUGUUGAUCUAUACAAAAAAAGAGACUGCUUUCUUGGAGUCUCCAUAUACAACAUGUACAAGACAAGUUUGGAAAGAUAUGUAUGCAUUAUAUAAACAAUUUGGUGCUCAAUAUGAAUAUUCUCAAAUGGUGUGUUUGAUGUUGUGUCAAGAAACAAGCGUCUAUGCGACAUGUGGCUGUAUAUCUCCAAAUUACUGGUAUGUUCGUGAAAUCCUUGUUGGUGAUAAUGUUAUUACUGUCCCAAUAUGUGAUAUAUCGAAUGAAUGUUAUUUAAACGCAACAGUCGAGUUUAUGAAUGAUGAAGAUUUACAAACCAUGUAUUGUUCACAUUGUACAUCACAAUGUGAAAUCACUUCGUUUAUUGUUCAAUCAUCGUCAUUCAAAUCACCAUUAGAUUGGAAAAUGCAAUCGAUCAAACAAUCUGUCGAACAAAUGUCUAAUAAAUCCUUUAAUAGUCGACCAAUUGCAUUACCAUCCGACUGGGAUACGAACUGGAUUGAUUAUAUUGAUAAAAAUUAUGUAGCUAUUGCAGUUGUACGUGGUUCGUAUCUUGUUGACUAUUUUACGCAAAAAGCAACACUAUCAGGAGUAGAUGUUCUUAGUAAUGUGGGUGGUCUUAUAGGCUUAUGGCUUGGUGGCAGCCUGCUUUCAGUUUUUGAAUUAUAUGAAAUGUUUUAUCGGAUCAUUCGCCGUCAUAUUCGUAAACGAAAAGAAGAUGCAAAACCAAACUCAGCUGAACGUUUGUCUUUUGAUAAAUUAGUAUAG
Didymodactylos carnosus is the source of this 1521-nucleotide messenger RNA. NCBI's taxonomy places the organism in Eukaryota, Metazoa, Rotifera, Eurotatoria, Philodinida, Philodinidae. The record is from the annotation of a GenBank genome assembly.